This is a messenger RNA of Vitis vinifera (wine grape), 2647 nucleotides long. Its product is annotated as G-type lectin S-receptor-like serine/threonine-protein kinase LECRK4. The record is from RefSeq and is a predicted model, not a curated record. The coding region runs from base 86 to 2647 and encodes 853 amino acids. The transcript is spliced from 2 exons. Lineage: Eukaryota; Viridiplantae; Streptophyta; Magnoliopsida; Vitales; Vitaceae. Gene Ontology annotation, biological process: recognition of pollen; protein phosphorylation. Gene Ontology annotation, molecular function: ATP binding; protein serine/threonine kinase activity.
UGUAUAUGGCUUUGAUGCAAUCACAUACAACUUCCCGCAAUCUUUUCUCUACUAUUUCCCUGGUGAUCUCUCGUCCCUAGAAGCAAUGGUUGCUGCUGGAGUUCUGGUUUGCUCUCUAGUUUUUGCUCUCUCCCUUUUUGUUUGUUCAGCUCAGACUACUUCCAAUAAAAACCUGGGUUCAGGGAUCACUGCCGGUACCGAUUCUUCAUGGAAAUCUCCCUCUGGUCAUUUUGCUUUUGGGUUCUACCGCCUUGACAGCGGCUGCUUCCUUGUUGGGAUUUGGUUCGACAAGAUCCAGGAGAAUACACUGGUAUGGUCCGCCAAUCGUGAUGAUCCAGCUCGAAUUGGAUCAACCGUCAACCUCACACUCAGUGGCCAGCUUGUGCUGACACACUCAAAUGGAACUAAACUUUUAAUAUACAAUGGCACGCUCGCAAGUUCGGCUUCCAUGGAAGAUGAUGGAAAUUUUGUGUUGAGAGACUCUUCCUCAAAAAUUGUCUGGCAGAGCUUUGCUUUUCCUACUGACACGGUCUUACCAGGCCAAGUUCUGGUUAUGGGCCAGAAGCUCUACUCCAAUAUCAAUGGAACGGUAGAUUACUCGACGGGAAGGUUCAUGUUGGAGCUUCAGAUGGAUGGAAACGUGGUUAUUUCGUCAUUUCAGUUUGCAGAUCCAGGUUACUGGUUCACCUUAACUGAGGGAGAUAAGAAUAUAAGUCUAGUUUUCAACGCCAGUACUGCUUUUAUGUAUGUGAUGAAUACAACUUCUAUCCGAUACCGUAUGGGUAUGGAAAGAGAAGUGCCGACUCCAAUCACAGAUUACUACCACCGAGCAGUGAUCAAUGACUAUGGGAAUCUCCAGCAGAUGGUUUACAAGAAAGGAAGUGUCGGCCGGUGGAAGGUCGUGUGGGAGGCUGUCACGGAGCCUUGCAUUGUGUAUAAUAUUUGUGGGGUGUAUGGCUUUUGCACUUCGCCUGAUAACAAGACAGUGACAUGUACCUGUUUGCGGGGUUAUUCACCAUGGGAUCCAAAUGUGCCCUCAAAAGGAUGCUACCCCAAUGAGAUGGUGGAUUUUUGUGCCCCAAAUUCUUUGGCUUCAGAUUUAAUCCUUGAAGAGAUGGAUAAUACGGAUUUCCCCAAUGGAGCAUUUGGAGAUAUGGCGAAAAGCGCACCGUCAGAUUUGGUUAGCUGCCGGAAGGCAGUGAUGGAUGACUGUUCCUGCAUGGCUGGUGUUUGGGUGGAAUCAGUUUGCUACAAGAAGAGGAUUGUUGUCACCUCGCGUGUCCGGUGGUCCACGUUGCUGCUAGAUGGAUGGACACGCGAUUCUCAACACACAAGGCGCACCAUGCAUAUCUUUAGGGGAAUUCGGAUGAUGAUGGUCCGGCUGAUAACACGUGCCACGCGUCACCAUGAGCUGCGUGCCACGUGUUUCCCAAGGGGAGGGGUCCCUACAAGGAUGCCUUUGUUGAAUGCUAGAAGAAGCAACUCUUCUAAUAACAUAGUUGCAUUUCUUAAAGUUCCCAAGGUGAACAACAGUUUGGGGAUUUAUGACCACAAUGAAAGCCGCGCCCCAUCCCGGGCUGUCCUGCUUGCAGGUCUUUUAUCCUGCUCCAUACUUGCUGUACUGUUUGCGGCGUCCGCCAUCUAUCAUCAUCCUCUUGCUCAGCCCUACAUACGAAAACACCCUCCUCCAACUUUAAAAGUGCCGGUGGAGAUAAAUUUGAAAGCCUUUUCAUUCCAGGAGUUGCGGGAAGGGACAAAUGGGUUCAAAAACAAGCUAGGUGGCGGAGCUUUUGGUACUGUUUAUGGGGGGGUUCUUACCAUAGAGGAUGAAGAGGUUGAAAUUGCUGUGAAGCAGCUAGAUAAGGUGAUUGAUCAACAAGGUGAGAAGGAGUUCAUGAAUGAAGUUCGAGUAAUUGGUCUGACCCAUCACAAGAAUCUGGUUCGGCUGUUGGGUUUCUGCAAUCAGCACAAUCAUCGACUUCUGGUUUAUGAGCUGAUGAAGAAUGGGGCUCUAUCUAGUUUCCUAUUUGAUGAAGGGAAGAAACCCAGUUGGGAUCAAAGAGCUCAAAUCGUGCUUGGAAUCUCAAGGGGUCUGUUAUAUUUGCAUGAAGAAUGCGAGACACAGAUCAUUCAUUGCGACAUAAAGCCACAGAAUGUUCUUCUUGACAGUAACUAUACUGCCAAGAUAGCAGAUUUUGGUCUGGCAAAGCUUCUAAAGAAAGACCAAACACGGACCAGCACCAAUGUGAGAGGCACAAUGGGAUACAUGGCACCGGAAUGGCUCAAGAAUGCACCAGUAACCACAAAAGUUGACGUCUAUAGCUAUGGGGUUAUGUUGCUUGAGAUUAUAUUUUGCAGAAAGCACUUAGAGUUGCACCGAAUUGAGGAUGAAGAGACUGGAGGGGAUGACAUGAUUUUAGUUGAUUGGGUUCUAUGUUGCGUUAGAGAUGGGAAAUUAGAAGCUGUUGUUAGUCAUGAUACUGAGCUUUUAUGUGAUUAUAAGAGGUUCGAGAGGAUGGCCAUGGUUGGUUUAUGGUGCGUAUGUCCUAACCCAACCCUUCGGCCCUCUAUGAAGAUGGUGAUGCAAAUGUUAGAAGGAAGUAUUGAUGUUGGUAUUCCUCCCCUGAUCGAAACACUCAUGUUUUAA